Molecule: messenger RNA, 621 nt
Organism: Diplodia corticola
Lineage: Eukaryota; Fungi; Ascomycota; Dothideomycetes; Botryosphaeriales; Botryosphaeriaceae
Product: bzip transcription factor
Exons: 1
Coding region: 1-621 (206 amino acids)
Biological process (GO): regulation of transcription by RNA polymerase II
Molecular function (GO): DNA-binding transcription factor activity, RNA polymerase II-specific; RNA polymerase II cis-regulatory region sequence-specific DNA binding
Source: RefSeq, a predicted model, not a curated record
AUGACACCAGCACCUCACUUCGACCGCCAUGGCGUUGCGGAUCCCAUGCUGCUGCACACCGAACUGGGCAGUCUCCUCAGCGAUGCCUUCCUCUCGACCCUCCCAAACGCUGGUCCAAGCCCUGACAUGGCGACGCCGCCAAACGACUGCAAGCUGCAGGGCUCCUUGGCACAAAGCGUGUCCACGCAUCAGGACGGCCCUUUCCCCGGGCCCUCGAUGGACACAAAAGGCCAGCAGCGGACGUCCGGGGCGAGAAAAGCAGCCAAACGCAAAAAGGCACAAUGCCCGACGCAGGCCGGCACGCCGAACGAGCGGGCGCGGCGCGAGGUGAAUCUGGAGAAGAACCGGCUGGCGGCGAACAGGUGUCGGAGGAAGAAAAGAGACUGGACGGACAAGCUGGAGGACAGACACCGCAACCUCUCCGUCCACAACCAGCUCCUGCACGCCGAAAUCUCGGGCCUCAGGGACGACAUCUUCGCGCUGAAGGACAUGGCGCUGCGGCACGCAGACUGCGGCUUCCGCCCGAUUGACGACUAUGUGAAGCGCGAGGCGGAACGCGUGCGAGCACAGGCGCGCGGAAGCUGUGAUUUUUCGUCUUUGCCCUUCUCCGAAAGGUUGUAA